AUGAGCAAGCCCAAUCCAUCCCCCUCGGCAACUGUUAUGACCCCUUCUUCAAGUUCCCAGUCGUUAAGAGGGCGCCCUAAGAGAUCUUCAUCCCAAAAUAUCGAUUACAAUUUGAAAAAGAUAAGGAAGAUUAUAACUAGUGAUUAUGACGAGCCAACACCCAAAUUGAAUAACAACAGUACGGAAAAUAAGCAAUUUGAGAACUCAGUCGAUGCCAACAAUGACAUUUUGAAUGUGGCAACAGGUCUCCCAUUGAAUAAAGGGCCCACAGACAAAAUUAAAAAGGAAAGAUUAUGGAAUUUUAAAAGAAUAACUUCUAGUGUUACUAAUGGCGAUAACAGUAACAAUAAAUUUGGUAUACUUAUGACAAAGCAGGAACAAGAUAAAGACUAUGACAAUAACGAUGAUUCCUUUGCAAGCAGCAUUGAAGCACGACUGUAUAUACCAAAUUUGAAAACCAAGGAAUCUAAAAAUUUAGUCAAACCAAGUAAUAUGAGGCAAACAGACAAAUUGCAGGAUGGUCAUGAGAUCCCAAAUGAUAUAACAAUUGAUAACUCUAAUAAACCAAUUUCUAAAAAUAUACAUAUCAAAUUUAAAGAGUCAAAUUUAAAUGAAAUGAAGAAAAGAUUAUUGGCAACUUCUAAUAGCACCCUUGACGCUCCAAAAUCGAUUAGAACAACAGAAGAAGAAGAAGAAGAAGAAGAAGAGAACAGUGAUGCUGAUAACAUACCCGACUUUGAUAAUGACGAUUUUUGUUCCGCAUGUUUACAAACUGGUUCGUUCCUGUGUUGCGAUACGUGUCCAAGAUCUUUCCACUUUCUAUGUUUAGAUCCACCAAUAGACCCUAAUCAUUUACCCGAAGGUGACUGGUCGUGUCCAAGCUGUACUUUCAACUCAAAGUACCAGGUCAAGCCACAUAAUACCAAUCAUAAUAACAGUAACACUAAUACCCACUUAAACGCAAAAUUGGUGAAACAAGACGAAUUAAACUUCUUGAAUGAUCUUUAUUCCAAGCAUAGUACAAAUCUAUUUGGCAAACUCUUAUUUCAAUCAGAGAGCUUUAAUCCAAAGCAAUUUUCCCUACCGAACUCCAUAAGGUCAAUUUUCAAAUCAACUAAAUCUGACGAAAAGGGCAAUUAUAUCGAUUCCAAUCUCCUGAAACUGCCACUUUCCAAUAAGCAAUUGUACGAAUCUGCAUAUGGUCAGAGUGUAACCAAAUUAGACUCUUAUUAUCCUGAAAAUCAUUAUGAUGAAAACAAUAAUUUGCUAAUCUGUUAUAAAUGUAAGACAACAAAAUUGGGAACAUGGGACAAUCCAGGUUCCUCACGACUGUUGAUCAAAUGUGAUUACUGCAAUACACCGUGGCACCUCGACUGUGUCCCAAAUGUACCAAGGGCAUCCUUAAAAAAUUUAGGUAACAAAUGGAAAUGUCCUCUACAUGCAUCUACAACUAAUGAUAGAAAUAGGAAUUUGAGCAAUCAAGAUAAUGAAUUCAAUGCUCUGCAAUCGUGUCAUUUUGAAAAUGACGGUAAUAUCGAAGUUCAGUUACUAGAUGAAAUCACUUCAAUCAGCAAGACUGUAGUGAAUGAUUUUGAAAAUGACAAAUUGCCCAUUUUAAAUGAAAAUUCUAUUAAAUUGGAUUUUUUAAAUAAAAUAUUCAAUUAUAAACAGAUUCAAAAGAUCCAUGAUUUUAAUUUACAAAAAAAUCUAAUCGAUAAAUUAACUAAUAUUCAAAAGCAUAAUGGUUCAAGAAAUGAGGAUACAAAGAACGCCGUGAAUAUUAAUGAUUUAUGUCAUUUACUUUAUUUCAAAAUUAGUAAUGAUCAAAACAGAGAAAUGAGAAAGCUGUGGGAUUUUAGUGAAUUAUGUAAUCUUGCAGGCAAUGAACUAAAAACCGAGAAGCCAGCCCUAAAAAGUCAAGAAUUUAACAAGAAGAUGAGUGAAAAUGUUUUAUUAGAGUCAAAUGAGCUGAGCCAAUUGUUGUUGAUUAAGCAUCUAAUUCAAUCAAAGCCAAAAGAUGAAGUCAUUAAAUUUUUUAAUUUAGAUGACGAACAUUCAUAA
This is a messenger RNA of Kazachstania africana CBS 2517, 2061 nucleotides long. It is a transcript of the gene RCO1, whose product is annotated as Rco1p. The record is from RefSeq and is a predicted model, not a curated record. Lineage: Eukaryota; Fungi; Ascomycota; Saccharomycetes; Saccharomycetales; Saccharomycetaceae. The transcript has a single exon. Bases 1 to 2061 code for a protein of 686 amino acids. Gene Ontology annotation, cellular component: Rpd3S complex. Gene Ontology annotation, biological process: regulation of transcription by RNA polymerase II.